AUGGCUCAGUCGUUGGUUUGUCAUGUUAUGUUACUUGUGAUAUUCAUACUGGUGGCUCUUGCUGAUGCCCAAACUCCACCUGGAAUUAACAACCCUAGCCAUGCAACUUGUAAGGACCCGAGUUACAAAGAAUGUCAUAACUUGGUGCAUGUUUGUCCAAAGUUUUGUCCAGAUAGCUGCACUGUUAAUUGUCAAUCAUGCAAACCUGUUUGUGGUGGCGACAUUGCACCAUCACCACCAGUGUACACACCUCCAACACCAACACCUUACUCACCACCUCCCACCACCACCCCUUUACCACCAACAGAGUCCACACCUCCAACACCAACACCAUCCACACCCUCUCCCACAACCCCAUCACCACCAGAAGAGUCCACACCUCCAACUCCAACACCAUCGUCACCACCUCCAACCACCCCUGCACCACAAAAAGAGUCGACACCACCAACACCAUCCUCACCUGCACCUCCUACAUGGUCUACUCCACCUUUCGAAACCAAAGAAAUUGAUUGUGUUUCUUGCAAGCCAGUUUGCAAUUGCGAUAUGCCUGGAGCAGUGUGUCAAGACCCUCGUUUCAUUGGUGGUGACGGCAUCACUUUCUACUUCCAUGGAAAGAAGGAUCAAGAUUUCUGCCUUGUUGCCGAUAACAACCUCCACAUCAAUGGCCACUUCAUUGGGAAGAGAAACAGAAACAUGGGCAGAGACUUUACUUGGGUCCAAUCUAUUGGGAUUCUUUUCGACAACCACAAAGUACAAAUCAGUGCUCAAAAGACUUCUUCUUGGGAUGACACCAUUGACCGUAUCUCUGUUACAUUUGACGGGGAAAACAUCUUUAUCCCAAAAAGCGAAGGUGCCAAAUGGCAAUCUUUUACGACAUCAAUCACUAGGAUUCAUGACACCAACCAUAUCGUUGUUGAAGUUGAAAACCUCUUCAGGAUCACAGCCAAAGUGGUUCCAAUAACAAAUGAAGAAUCAAGAAUCCAUAACUAUGAUAUAACCAAUGACGAUUGCUUUGCUCAUCUUGAUCUCAAGUUCAAGUUCUUCUCCUUGAGUAACGAAGUGGACGGAGUUCUGGGACAGACUUAUAGGAAUAACUAUGUGAGCAAGGUGAAGAUGGGGGUGUUAAUGCCUGUGAUGGGAGGAUAUAGCAAGUUUGUGAGUACAGAUUCAUUUGCGACUGAUUGUUCCGUUGCUAAGUUUAAGAGCAGCAAGGAAGAUGGUUCGUCACUGAACUUGCAGUUGCCAAGCUUGAGCUGCCAAAGCGGUAUAGAUGGGCGAGGCGUCGUAUGCAAGAGAUAGACUUUUCUUGUUCUUGUUAUUACAAUACUUAUAUGUUUACUACGACUUUAAUGGUGUAAUAAAGAUAAAGAAUCAAUAAUAAAAUGAUGGAACCUUCCA
Molecule: messenger RNA, 1398 nt
Organism: Lactuca virosa
Lineage: Eukaryota; Viridiplantae; Streptophyta; Magnoliopsida; Asterales; Asteraceae
Source: the annotation of a GenBank genome assembly